CAACUCUCUGGACUCUCGUCUCCCGCCUUCGCUCUCGCCGAUUGGGUCCCACACCAUUAACAUUCGCUAUUAUUAUCGAAAGGGUUUUCAAACAAAUCAGCACCAAUUUUCACUGUCUCUCACCUUCGACGACUGCCGCUGAACAAACCAGAACAAAAGGAGGCCUUCAAUUUGGUUGGUCGUAUGGGACAACUCGUUGUGGGAAAAAGGAGGCAUCCGAUGAAUGACAAUAGUGGUGGUGAAGCAUACGAGGAGAAAGACAAGUCUCAACGGGCAAUUGGUAAUGGAAUUGUUCACAAAACAAUUGAAUUACAUCCUGGACUAUUUACGGAUGACACGCUAAGUUUGGGUGGUUAUGUGAAAGCAAAAGGGCAAGUGAUUAAUCAAUAUUUUGCUGCAAUGUGUAGAACCCCAAAUAUGACUUGUCGGGUUGAGUCCUUUGGUAGAAUAUGCCAGAAAUUUGAUGAAAGGAGGAAAAGAUGGGUAUGUGAGAUGGGAUUUGGGGGACUACUACAUUUUGCUUCCCAUAUGCACUUACCCCGACAAUUAUUAGCAUACCGGAUUAUGACACCUAUUGAUCCAAUUAAUAGGUGGUUAAUUGGCACAAAUGGUCGUUCAGUUUACUUUUCGAAGAACCAAGUGCAUUGGAUCUUAGGAAUUCCUAAUGGGGAGAAAGCAGUCCCUACAUCCAAGGAUGUGUCUGGGGUCGAUCGGAAGAAAGUGCAAAAAAUAUUACUAAAAUACGGGAGGGCAUGGGAGACGAAAGCUAAUAAACAUUGUUCCAGGACAUAUACUUUACUUCAGUUGGCAUUCCUGUUACUGGAAUGAUGAUGGAUAGAUUGGAGGGACAUUUUGAGCCGGAUGAGGAAGAAGAAUUCAAAACCUUAUUCCUCAUCAUUUCUCUACAAUGAUAUUGUGUCCAACACAGUCACCUAGACUGUCAUCUGAUUUGUUGCCGGCAUUGAGUUGUUGUAUGGAUAGCAAAAACUAUGAUUGGUGUGAAUUGGUUUUAUCAAAAUUCUUAGAUAGUGUCUCUAAUUUUGCGAGAUGGUUUUAUGCAAAUUAAAUGGAUUUGCAGGUGGAAGCGGUGGUUGUUCUAUAUUUGCAGUAAUUUUCUAUCUUGACCGACUGAACUUGGAUCCUAAUGCGUGGGAUACAUAUCCUCGAGUAAAGGCAUGGAGCUUGCAAAGAAUUAGGUAUGCAGGCAAGCAUGACCGAACUGAUUCCGGUGACUAUGGAAAACUAGGGGUAUGUAUAGUGUGUUAAUGUCCUACUAUAUUUGUUUUUGUGUGUGCGAGUUCAUUACAUAGGAUCUUUCGCUGAAAUAUUACAAGUAGGUGGGAAAUAUUCUGGGCAUUC
Molecule: messenger RNA, 1359 nt
Organism: Chenopodium quinoa (quinoa)
Lineage: Eukaryota; Viridiplantae; Streptophyta; Magnoliopsida; Caryophyllales; Amaranthaceae
Exons: 7
Coding region: 184-828 (214 amino acids)
Source: RefSeq, a predicted model, not a curated record